Molecule: messenger RNA, 414 nt
Organism: Prunus armeniaca (apricot)
Lineage: Eukaryota; Viridiplantae; Streptophyta; Magnoliopsida; Rosales; Rosaceae
Source: the annotation of a GenBank genome assembly
AUGAGUCACUCAGGAGCAUCUCUGUCAGCUAUGCAGGUGAUGAUUGUGGUGAUGGUCAUGGCCCUGCUGACCACCACAAGUCAUUGCAUUAACAUCAGCGGUAGCUACUCCUCCUCUUCGAGGUGUAAUGGUCUCACUGGCACGGCAUGUCGUAUUGCAUACUCCGAGUUGGACUUUGACUUGGAGUUCAUGUUGGACUCAGAAUUCAGCAUAAGGAUCCUCAAGGAUGGCGAUCCCAAAAUCACUUUUGCCGGAUUGGAGAAAGGAUCGGUGUCCUGCGGCCCCCCAGGAGUUGAUAAAUCUGACAGUUGCCACCAGGAGAAAAACAAUAUCGUCCCGCCAGAUUGCAAGCCCGAGGCCCUCACCAAUAGGAAUUGCUACCGCCAUGAUGAGAAAAACGGUUCCAAAAGAUGA